AUGCAUCAAGUCUAUGAUAAUCUAUUCAAAGAUACACCUGCUGCCGACGUUAAAUUGAUUGUUGGCAAUAAGAAUCGUCGUCCGGUAAAAACUGAACUCAUUUGUAAACGACCUAAACAAUCUUUACUUAUCAAUAAGUCAUUCAAAAAACGACAAAGAAAAAGAAAACAAUCACGAAAAUCAAAUAUAUCUGAUCCAAAUGGUCAAUAA
Molecule: messenger RNA, 210 nt
Organism: Rotaria socialis
Lineage: Eukaryota; Metazoa; Rotifera; Eurotatoria; Philodinida; Philodinidae
Source: the annotation of a GenBank genome assembly